AUGACGAACCUGCUCGAUCUCCCGGCUGAGAUCCUCAACCAGAUUUGCGAGCAGCUCUGCUACCACUGCCGAAACCCGACGCACUUCGUGAAUGCCGAUGAGGAGGAAUCCAUCGAAGACAAGCGCGCCUUGGCAAAGUUGUGUCGCACCAGCCGCGCCUUGCUCAGCCUAGGGCAGCCAGUGCUCUACCACUACUACGCAACUGGAAAUCUGGCUCCGGUUGUGGACAACGGAAUCGAAAGACACAGCAUGCCGCGGCGAAUGCCAGAUGAUGACAAACUUGCAUUAUUCCUGCGCACCAUUAUCGAGCGCCCUCGCCUGAACCGGAUGGUCCGAUCUCUACAACUCGUUCACAAUGAUCAAAGCAUGCCCAUCACCCGCGAACUCUACACCCUCCUCAAAAGCCAUGUGGUGCAGACCGGACAGCUUCCUGGGCCGCUGGAGGACACUUCUAUGUGCAGCUGUGGCAGGAGGGAAGUUUGGAUGCCGGGUGCUCAAACAACGGCGACGACGACGACUAUGAUGGCGACUGCGACGUCUAGUACAGCGAUGGAGGCAUCUACAGAGCUGGAUUGGUUUAGUACUUGCUUCCAUAAUCGGGAUGCCUUGCGUUGCUGGCUUCAAGCGAUCACAAUAGUGAAAACCGCAGAAAGUCUGGAGUCGUUGUUCGUAAUUGUCGACGGCGACAGAUGCCCAUGUGUUGUGUCGGGUUUCAAACUGCCACGGCUCAAGAGGAUGCUUCUGAGAGGCGGGGGCUACGGCGGAGCUCACAUGCCGGAAUGGCUCAAAUUACGAUCGUUUGCUUCUGACGUGGAGGAGCUGUACAUCGACUUUGCCCCGGACUCGGGCAGGAUUCCACUCGCCAACCAGAAUCCAAUGGCUAAUCUGAAGAAGCUCUUUAUAGUUGGGCUCGACCCAGACUCGCUGGAGGUUCUUCUUUCAAACUGCUCGGCACUCGAGGACUUGGAGUACUACUUCCCAAAUCCUGUUUGGGACUGGUAUCCAUCAGAUUACAACGCGGCUUUGAAGCAGGUGAAGGCAACGCUGCGAAGACUUUGCUUUGUCCGAAUCCCAAGUACAGGCAACCAAGAUCUCCGAUGCAUUCUUGAGGACGACGACCAGUGUAGUUUUGCACUUCAGGAGAGACUGGCCUACGAUCCAAUCGCGUCUUUCGAAGACUUCGAAGUCUUGCAAGAUCUAACCCUCGACCAACAGUCAUUGUACCGUCCUUCUCAGCCCUCUAGUAGUAUUCUUUGGUUCCUUCCGCCGAACAUCAAGCACUUUCAGAUUCUAUACACCUUCUUCAACAUGGGAGGUAACCUCGCGUCCCUGGCCCAUAGCGUCAGGCAUGGCUCGUUCCCCUGUCUUCAAACAUUAAGCCUCUCCUUACUGCAUCGGGUGAGCUAUGACAGGACGCAUACCUUUGAGUGGAUUCGCGAAUCUCGCGCUGUUCUUCAAGAGGCGGGAGUCCAAUUCAUUCAUCAAGUACGACGGGACUGGCAUGAAAGCGACGAAAGCCUGAAUGGCAGCGGCAGAGACAUGAGAGGAUGCGAGCCUCUUACUAUCAUCCCAGGAGCAACGGCAGGGUCCAGAUACGUGGCUUGCGGAUGGACCGAAUCAUGGAAGUGGUGCGACCACACGAAGUGGGGUGAGCCAACGGGUUUCGAGGAGUGCUACGAGGGCUACGAGGACCAGCAACAUUUUGAUUGCGAGUUUCACCUUCUCCAGACGGGCGAGUCUUGGUCUGCCUGUCGCUGUUGUGACGACAUUGCGGUGAUGGAUGACUCUGAAUGA
Colletotrichum aenigma is the source of this 1794-nucleotide messenger RNA. RefSeq lists its product as uncharacterized. The coding region runs from base 1 to 1794 and encodes 597 amino acids. The record is from RefSeq and is a predicted model, not a curated record. The transcript has a single exon. NCBI's taxonomy places the organism in Eukaryota, Fungi, Ascomycota, Sordariomycetes, Glomerellales, Glomerellaceae.